Molecule: messenger RNA, 579 nt
Organism: Stylonychia lemnae
Lineage: Eukaryota; Ciliophora; Spirotrichea; Sporadotrichida; Oxytrichidae
Source: the annotation of a GenBank genome assembly
AUGGGAUUGAAACUCAAAAUCCAAAUAGGAGUCUUAGUCCAAUUAAGCAAUUUCAUUGAAAAAAAGAUUGAAGACGAAAAAAUAGUUGAUUAAGAACUAGUUGAAUACUAAAAAUAAUUAAGCAGCAGAGCUGGGUUGCAAAAUAUUAAUACAGACGAUAAAACAUCUAAAACUGCUGAUAAAAUUGCAAUAAGAUCAAGAAAUCAUUUCGAUUCUUCGAAUCCAUAUCAACAUUAAGGAUUUACUGUAGGCGGUGCACAUAUAACUGAAUUAGAUAAAACCAUUAAAGGUUCAAAGUUUCAUUAAAGAAAAUUUUCUUAAGAUAAAUUAAAAAAUGAACAAUAUUACUUUCAGACUAAAACUAAGACACAAGAGUUAUACAGAUUCUCAAAUUAUGACUUAAAUAAUGAGGAGAUAGAUUUCUCAUAACUUGAAAAGUACCAAAGCACGAUUGAUAAUAAUGCUUUGGUUUGGUAAGAGAACGAAAUUAGAAAUACUGACACUGUAUAUUAAAAGAUGAACUAUGAAGCAAUUAGAAACAAAAAAGACUAGUUUAAAAGAAGGACAAAAAUAGUUUGA